This is a messenger RNA of Oncorhynchus tshawytscha (Chinook salmon), 3699 nucleotides long. RefSeq names its product hydroxycarboxylic acid receptor 2-like. Gene Ontology annotation, molecular function: G protein-coupled receptor activity. Bases 1232 to 2290 code for a protein of 352 amino acids. Gene Ontology annotation, biological process: G protein-coupled receptor signaling pathway. NCBI's taxonomy places the organism in Eukaryota, Metazoa, Chordata, Actinopteri, Salmoniformes, Salmonidae. The record is from RefSeq and is a predicted model, not a curated record. The transcript has a single exon. Gene Ontology annotation, cellular component: membrane.
CAUUUAAUGAGACCCAUUUAAGGUAUUUAUAUUCUGUAGGAAAGGGACGAGGCCAAUGGAACUCAGUGACAUGCUUGGAAAUAUGCAUUAUGGUGAUAUUAUUAUAGGAAAUUGGGCUGCACAUAAUCGGGUAGUUAAUAUUUUCUGAAAGGAUUUUAAAUCACAUCUAACAGGAUCUAUUUGUCUAACUUUUGGAUAAGGCUCACUGGCAUCUCAGGAUGCAAAAGAUGGAUGGUGUUUCCCUCAAACCAGCGACUCUCCUAGCAAAAUGAUAAAGAAUAGAUAAGAGUCUGAGAUGACCUCCCUUUAAAACUGCUUCGUUAGGCACAUUUUCUUCCAAUUUGUGCCUACUGAACCAGACCAGGUGUCAUGACCUUUAAGUUAAACUGUAUUCUGGGAACCCUUGCGCUCCCUUAUAUACCUACGAGUAUGAUCUUUCCACCAGCAUAAUAGUUUUAUAAUGACCCCUGUCGGGGGAGGUUCCUUGUUCCUUGUCAAUCAUUGGCUUAUUGGUGAAAUCAGCAGUCAGACUCUUCUUUAAAUAAAUCAAACCUUCAAUAAUGCAAUUGCAGAGAGACUUUAACAAUGGAAGCACAGCAUGCAUGUUUCACAGUAAGUUCUGCAACCAAAAAGGGCGCAGCUGAUUAUAUACUUUGAUCACUUCCCUGAUGGUGUGAUCAUCUACUUCAGGGUAUAUGUGCUGCAAUAAGCUGAGGUAACCUAGUACAGUACAUUUUCUUAAUUCAUUAGCAUUGACCACUUUACACAAGAUCAAAAUGAGACACUUGUUACUUCUAUCUAGUUUCGGUCUGACUCACACCCAGCCUGCAGGUUAAGGGCUUAACCGCAAAGAUGAAAAUAGAUAGCUUGUGCAAGGUAUAGUGUCAGACACAUAGCAACAGUACAAUAGUGAGACAAGCAUAUGAAUCUUAAGGUCCCCUUAAUCAAUAAUGGGGAGGGUCUUUGGGACCCUACACCCCAUAAUCCCUGGGCUGUUGGUGUCCUCACUCAGUGCCAUCUGCCUACAGAGCUCCAUAAGAGAACACACUGCACACCCACACACUCUCUCCACAUUGUUGGCACCGGAAGAUGGUUUGCAUGACUGCAAACAAUAAAAUCCCCGGUCAAAUGUAGGAGAUGCCUAGACAACACUAUCAAUAUUGACUAUUUUCAGAGAGGAGCAAAGCAGCACACAGACAGUCUCUCCUGUUAAAAGCGUAUCGUUUGACCCAUGGCAAACUUCACUACUACAGAAGAUGACUGCUGCGCCUUUGAGUCUCCCAUCCUGGUGCUGGAGUUCAUGUUUGGGCUGAUGGGGAAUGUUAUGGCUCUGUGGAUGUUUAUUUUCCACAUGGACACCUGGAAGCCCAACUCUGUCUACCUCACACAGCUGGCCGUUGCCGACUCCAUCGUCCUGUUCUGGCUUCCAUUCAGAGCCGACUACUACCGACGCGGGGAGCACUGGAUCCAUGGUGAUGCCAUGUGCCGGAUUAUGCUGUUCAUGUUGACGGCCAACCGCGGCGCUGGCAUCUUCUUCCUCACUGCAGUGGCUGUCGACCGUUACCUCAAGAUCGUUCACCCCAUGAACAAGAUCAACCGGAUGGGCCUGAAUUAUGCUCUGUGGGUGUCUCUGGGCCUGUGGGGGAUGAUCAUCGCUGCAACCGGGUACCUGCUGACCAACGAACACUUAUUCUACCGCAACAACCAGACACAGUGCGAGAGCUUCAACAUCUGCAUGGGCUUCAGCCCGCUGUCUACGUGGCACAACACCUUAUACGUGACCCAGUUCUUCUUGCCCACUGCCAUUGUCACCUUCUGCACGGUCUGCAUCACCUGGCAGCUGAAGAACAAGACGAUCGACACCGGGGGGAAGAUCAAACGUGCGGUGCAGUUUGUCAUGGCCGUGGCACUCAUCUUCAUAAUUUGCUUCUUCCCCAGUACAGUGUCUCGGAUCGCUGUGUGGAUCCUCAAGGCCUGGUACAACGAGUGCCAUUAUUUCAAAGAGGCCAGUUUGGCGUUCUACACUUCUGUGUGUUUCACCUACUUCAACAGCGUGCUGAACCCCAUCGUGUACUACUUCUCCAGCUCUGCCUUCAGUGGGAACUUCCAGAAGCUGUUCAAUAGACUGCUGGGGAGGAAAGAGGAGGAGGUACGGCCAACCUCGCCUGAGACUGGGACCGAGAUCAGCAGUGCAAAUACAGUGUCAGGGAGGAGUAGUAACUUCCAAUCACUGGUCCAGGGUGAGGGCCUAUACUCGCAAAGCGUCUCAGACUUAUUCAUUGUGAUGUAAAAUACAAAACUGAUCCUAGAUCAGCAGUCCUAGGCUUACUCUGAGACGCUUUUAUGAAAAGGUACCCAGGAGAACAAAAUAUCUGACUUUGUGUGAUUUUUCUUCUUCUACUCUAGUGGAAUAUGGUGUGUUCUAAAGAAUAUUAACCAGAUGUGAAGGAAGUCAAGGAAGGUGGAGAUAGUUGUCUGUUAGAUGCAAAUCUUAACAUUUUUAUGUUAUGUUGAUGUUCUGUAGCUAAAAGUAGAAAUUCAUUAAUUGGUUCGCUCAAUUAAGAUUUUGUUUGCAGUAUAACAGUGGAAUCUUUCAUGUAAUAUUUCAUAUUUACAAUACUUUGUCUUUGAGUUUUGUGUAUUUGCUGGUGAUUCAAGUAAAUUCCUUGUGAACUAGAAAAGUACAUUUCCUAAAGAAAAUAUGUGUGCUUGCUAGCUUGUCUUAAAGUAUUUUUGGUUGUGAAAUAAGUUAUAGUAGUUAUAGUGACUGCAGUAGCAAUGAUAGUGACUGCUUAUAGUUGAAAAAGUAGGUAGAUUUGAUUUGAUUAUUUGAUAGAAUAGGAUAGCCUGAACAUGUCAAGUUGGUUCAGUGUCUCUAGCUUGAACAGUUCAAGAGUUACUAUUAGUGUUGGUGUUUUUUUUAUACUAAUGUUACCACUGUAUUACUAUGUUUCUCAUUCAAAACCAUGUUAAUUUAUGCAUAUUUUUUAUUGUUAUAGUUCAAAAAGUAUAGAUAGGUGGAAAGAUUGUUUUGAUUGAUAACAUGAGAAAGUUAAUUUAGUGUCUCUAGCUUUAACAGAAAGUUAAUUUUGUGUCUCUAGCUUUAACAGUUCAAGAGUAAAUAUUACUGUUAGUGGGUUAUUUUAUGAUAAUGAUAAAUGAUUUACAUAGUUAUAAUGUAUAAAGUAAAAAAAUGUUAGUUGUUUCAAUGUUUGUAGCUGAAAUGGUGAAAGAGCAGUAGCAUUUAAAAUGUCUACCACUGUGUUGUUGUUUGACUUUAAAAACAUGACAGUUUAUGCAAAUGUAUGCUAAUUAAAAUAAAUUAUAUUUGAUAAAAGUUUUAGAGAGCAGUGUCGGGAGAAAUGGUAAUGCAUAUUAAGAUGGUUUCUGUGGAGGUUGAAUUGCUAAAAGGCUCAUGGUUUUUGACAUUUUUUGUGCUCUUUGAAACCAGCAACUGACGGUAAAAACAGACUUCUCAAAAGAAGUGGAAACAUUCAUAGCCAAUUGGCACUACAUCAAUAAACACAUAGUUUUGCGGGAGAAAAUAGAAUGUCUACGUUGCACAGUAAUAUUGCUCUCUCACAUAUCUCAUGGUUUAUUUUAAGGAUGAGGAGACUACGAUUCCUUAGUAUAAGGGAGUCAUGAAAUCUGAAGACACGUUACAUUAGCCAAGACACAUUACAGCAAUCAUAUUCACUG